This is a messenger RNA of Synchiropus splendidus (mandarinfish), 6713 nucleotides long. RefSeq names its product collagen, type XI, alpha 1a (gene col11a1a). Gene Ontology annotation, molecular function: extracellular matrix structural constituent. NCBI's taxonomy places the organism in Eukaryota, Metazoa, Chordata, Actinopteri, Syngnathiformes, Callionymidae. The coding region runs from base 199 to 5610 and encodes 1803 amino acids. The record is from RefSeq and is a predicted model, not a curated record. The transcript is spliced from 67 exons.
UUCACUGUGAAGGCUGGGCACUGGUGCAGGAGGACCCGGGGCCCCGCGGUGGCUGAGAGACGAGGCGCGACUCUUUACUUAUGGCUCUUUUCUAGGACCAUUUCAUUUCCAUCAUCACUCGGCAGCGUGGAUCAUUAAAAAAAAAAACAAGUCAUCAGAAGUCGCCCGGUAGAUCUGUUGACUUGUGGGCGCCCGACUAUGGAGAUGCAAAGGUGCUCCACAAGGUGGAAAACGAAACGGUGGCUUAUGGACUCCACUGUGACCGCAGUCAUCACUUUAACUCUGGUUCUACAAGCGACCAGUGUCCGGGCAGCAGAUCCGGUGGAUGUGCUUAAAGUAUUAGAUUUUCAAAGUACCCCAGAAGGAGUGACAAAAGCAUCAGGAUUUUGCAUGAACCGAAGAGCAUCGAAGCCAGACACAGCAUACAGAGUCUCCAAGAAGGUCCAGAUCAGCGCGCCCACCUCGCAACUGUUCCCUGGAGGUGUUUUCCCCGAGGACUUCUCCAUCUUGACCACAGUGCGCCCCAAGUCCGGCCUCCAGUCUUUCCUACUGUCCAUUUACAAUGAGCAGGAUGUCCAGCAGCUGGGCGUGGAACUGGGACGCUCACCUGUCUUCCUGUACGAGGACCAGACCGGCAGACCAGCGCCCGAGGAGUACCCACUGUUCCCAACACUCAACCUCGCUGACGGAAAGUGGCACCGUGUAGCCAUCAGCGUGGAGAACCAGACGGUCACUUUCAUUGUGGAUUGCAAGAAGAAACUAUCCAAUCCCCUCCCGAGGAGUGAGCAGAGCUCCAUCAGCACCAACGGCAUCACUAGGUUUGGUACCAGGCUUCUUGAUGAGGAGUAUUUCCAGGGUGACAUCCAGCAACUUCUGAUCGUGGCUGAUCCCACGGCAGCGUAUGACUACUGUGAACAUUACAGCCCGGAUUGUGACACCCCCCACGGUGAAUCCCUGCAGGCUCAGCAGGCAGAGGAUGAGUACACUACUGACGACUUAGAUUACUCUCCGUUCUAUGAUUACUCUGAGGGAGCGACAGACACCGCUCCGACCGAUGAGUAUUCUGAACCGCAGCUAAACAAUGUAGGAGAUUACAAUACAGACAUUGACUACGGAACUGUAGAUGAUACUCAAAGUCAGUCCCCCUUUGGCACGAACGGACCAUAUGAGGCUGUGGAGGAGGAUGUUGUCGGAGAUUAUUACACCGAUGCCACUCCCAUUGCUCUGGAGCCCACCGUUUUCCCAGAAACAGUGGACAGCACUGGUGCAGAUUCAUAUGACUUUAAGGAAUAUGAUCUUAAGGAAUAUGACUUGGGGGCGAUUGACAACAGGUUGUAUGAUUAUGGGACUUAUGACGAGUAUGGUAAAGCCGACCAAAAACCCACUGACGAUGAGGUGGGGCCUGGGGUCGCAGCUGAGACCGACGUAUCCGAGAGCACCGUUGCUGGAGCUGCUGGAGCACUCGGUCAGAAGGGUGAAAAGGGCGAACCGGCCGUGAUCGAACCUGGAAUGCUGAUAGAAGGACCACCCGGACCCCCUGGCCCCGCUGGUCUUCCUGGACCUUCUGGACUUCAGGGGCCUCCAGGCACUGCUGGAGAUCCUGGUGAAAGAGGUCCCCCAGGUCGUCCCGGACUUCCUGGUGCUGAUGGUGUACCAGGCCCACCAGGUACCAUGCUGAUGCUGCCAUUCCGCUUCGGGGGUGAUGGUGAGAAGGGUCCGGUGGUGUCCGCCCAAGAAGCCCAAGCUCAGGCAAUCCUCUCCCAGGCCAGACUUGCCAUGAGGGGGCCACCGGGGCCAAUGGGAUUGACCGGAAGAUCAGGACCUGUGGGUCUUCCUGGUGCCUCCGGACUGAAAGGUGACAGCGGCGACCACGGUCCUCAGGGUCCACGUGGCGUUCAGGGACCUGCAGGACAGCCUGGAAAAGCUGGCAAGAGGGGUCGUGCUGGAGCCGAUGGCGCCAGAGGGAUGCCUGGCGAGCCCGGAACCAAGGGUGACCGAGGCUUUGAUGGACUUCCUGGACUGCCUGGUGAAAAAGGACACAGGGGGGAGCCAGGUCCGAUGGGACCCGUGGGUGCUCCAGGAGAGGACGGUCAGAGAGGGGAGGAUGGAGAGAUCGGGCCCCGAGGACUGGCUGGCGAGAGUGGGCCGAGAGGUUUGCUCGGACCUCGGGGUCCCCCAGGACCUCCAGGAUCUCCAGGUGUGGCAGGAGUGGAUGGUCCUCCCGGUCCUAAAGGAAACAUGGGACCACAAGGAGAACCAGGCCCACCUGGUCAGCAGGGAAUCCCUGGAACACAGGGUCUUCCUGGUCCCCAAGGUCCGAUAGGACCACCUGGUGAAAAGGGACCUCAAGGCAGAUCUGGCUUGCCUGGGUUACCUGGAGCUGAUGGACCCCCGGGUCAUCCUGGCAAAGAGGGGCCACCUGGAGAGAAGGGAUCUCAAGGUCCUGUGGGUCCGCAGGGUCCCAUCGGUUAUCCUGGCCCUCGUGGUGUCAAGGGUGCUGAUGGAGUUCGUGGACUGAAGGGCUCCAAGGGAGAGAAGGGGGAGGACGGUUUCCCAGGUUUCAAGGGGGACAUGGGAAUUAAAGGAGACCGGGGUGAGGUCGGCACGCUGGGCCCUCGUGGAGAGGACGGUCCUGAGGGUCCGAAAGGUCGGGCAGGACCCAAUGGAGAGUCAGGUCCUGCUGGUCCCGCUGGAGAGAAGGGUAAACUUGGAGUCCCAGGAUUGCCCGGCUACCCAGGAAGACAAGGACCAAAGGGCUCGAGUGGUUUCCCUGGAUUCCCAGGAGCCAACGGAGAAAAAGGAGCCAGGGGUGUUGCAGGCAAAGCUGGACCAAGAGGUCAAAGAGGUCCCACGGGUCCUCGCGGCGCUCGAGGAGCAAGGGGUCCAACAGGAAAACCAGGUCCAAAGGGAACAUCUGGAAACGAUGGUCCACCAGGCCCACCAGGAGAGAGAGGACCUCAAGGCCCCCAGGGUGCAGUUGGUUUCCCAGGACCCAAAGGACCACCUGGCCCCCCAGGGAAGGACGGACUGCCUGGACACCCUGGUCAGCGUGGCGAGACAGGUUUCCAAGGAAAAACUGGACCACCAGGCCCAGGAGGCGUCGUCGGACCUCAGGGACCCACCGGUGAGACCGGACCCGUUGGUGAAAGAGGGCACCCUGGACCUCCUGGCCCACCUGGAGAACAAGGUCUUCCAGGAGCUGCUGGUAAAGAAGGCGCUAAGGGAGACCCAGGACCACAGGGGUCCCCCGGCAAAGACGGUCCCCCCGGUCUGCGUGGCUUUCCUGGAGAGAGAGGUCUUCCGGGCGCUACGGGCCCUGCAGGUCUGAAGGGAGGAGAGGGACCUCAAGGUCCACCUGGACCUGUCGGUUCCCCUGGUGAGCGAGGGCCUGCAGGUACAGCGGGUCCAAUUGGUCUUUCUGGUAGACCUGGCCCUCAGGGGCCUCCAGGUCCCGCUGGGGAGAAGGGAGCACCUGGAGAAAAAGGACCACAAGGCCCAGCUGGUCGUGACGGUGUCCAAGGUCCCGUAGGUCUGCCUGGGCCUGCCGGACCACAAGGUCCACCCGGAGAGGACGGUGAUAAGGGAGAGGUGGGAGAGCCUGGCCAAAAGGGAAGCAAAGCUGACAAAGGAGAGCAGGGUCCUCCCGGACCAGCUGGUCUUCAAGGUCCAAUCGGUGCCCCUGGUCCAGCGGGAGCCGACGGAGAGCCUGGUCCCAGGGGUCAGCAGGGAAUGUUUGGACAGAAAGGAGAUGAAGGUUCCAGAGGCUUCCCCGGACCUCCCGGCCCUAUUGGUCUCCAGGGACUUCCAGGACCCCCUGGUGAGAAGGGAGAGAACGGCGACGUCGGCCCCAUGGGUCCUCCUGGUCCUCCGGGCCCCAGAGGUCCUCAAGGUCCUAGUGGUGCUGAUGGUCCACAAGGUCCUCCAGGUGGUGUCGGUCCAAUGGGAUCGGUGGGGGAGAAGGGCGAGCAAGGUGAAGCCGGAAACCCAGGACCACCAGGAGAAUCUGGAACCGGAGGACCUAAAGGUGAGAGGGGUGAGAAAGGAGAGGCGGGACCCCCAGGAGCUGCUGGACCUGCUGGUGCUAAAGGACCCCCUGGAGAUGACGGUCCCAAGGGCAACCCCGGUCCCGUUGGAUUCCCCGGAGACGCAGGCCCUCCUGGAGAGCCAGGUGUUGCUGGCACGGAUGGAGAAGCAGGAGAGAAAGGAGAUGACGGAGAAGCUGGCCAGCCGGGUCCUCCAGGUCCAUCAGGAGAAGCUGGACAACCUGGACCUCCAGGCAAGAGAGGACCUCCGGGUGCCGCUGGUGCAGAAGGCAGGCAAGGAGAGAAGGGAGCAAAGGGUGAAGCUGGUUCUGAAGGUCCAGCAGGCAAAACAGGACCAGUUGGGCCUCAGGGACCCUCUGGAAAACCCGGACCGGAGGGGCUUAGAGGAAUCCCUGGCCCUGUUGGUGAACAAGGUCUGCCCGGUGCUCCAGGACAAGACGGCCCACCUGGUCCCAUGGGUCCUCCUGGUCUCCCUGGUCUGAAAGGUGAUCCUGGCUCUAAGGGUGAAAAGGGUCACCCAGGUUUGAUUGGUCUGAUCGGGCCCCCCGGAGAACAAGGAGAGAAAGGAGACAGAGGGUUGCCUGGUCCUCAGGGUUCACCUGGCGGCAAGGGCGAUAGUGGUAUCAGUGGAGCUUCAGGUCCUCUUGGUCCCCCCGGGCCUCCUGGUCUCCCCGGUCCUCAAGGUCCCAAGGGAGCCAAGGGCUCAGCUGGUCCAGCAGGUUCUAAGGGAGACACUGGUGUGGUCGGUCCCCCUGGUCCACCUGGUCCACCAGGCGAGGUGAUCCAGCCUCUGCCUGUCCGCUCUCCCAAGAAGACUAAGCGCUCCGUCGACAUGCAGUCGGACGGAACCAUGAUGGAUUAUGGCGAAGGCAUGGAGGACAUCUUUGGCUCGCUCAACAACCUCAAGCAGGACAUCGAGAGAAUGAAAUAUCCCAUGGGCACACAGAACAACCCGGCCAGAACGUGCAAAGAUCUGCAGCUCUGCCAUCCAGAGUUCCCAGACGGCGAAUACUGGAUCGACCCAAACCAAGGCUGCUCUGGGGAUUCCUUCAAAGUCUACUGUAACUUCACCGCUGGGGGGGAGACCUGCAUCUACCCCGAUAAGAAGUCCAACGGAGUCAAACUGUCCUCGUGGCCAAAGGAGAUCCCGGGGUCGUGGUUUAGUGAAUUUAAGCGCGGUAAAAUGCUCGCCUACGUGGACUCAGAUGGCAACUCGAUAAACAUGGUGCAGAUGACCUUCCUCAGACUACUGACCGCCUCGGCUCGGCAAAACUUCACCUACACCUGCCACCAGUCUGUGGCCUGGCACGACGCCGCCAACGACAAUUAUGACAAGGCGCUGCGCUUCCUGGGCGCCAAUGACGAGGAGAUGUCGUACGAUAACAACCCGUACAUCAAGGCCCUCUCCGACGGCUGCGCGACGAGGAAGGGCAACGGAAAGACUGUGAUGGAGCUUAACACUCCCAAAAUUGAUCAGGUUCCGAUCAUCGACGUCAUGUUGACUGACUUUGGGGAUCCCAGCCAGAAGUUUGGGUUCGAAGUUGGCCCCGUCUGCUUCCUUGGUUAAAUUAAAUAUGUCAAAGAAAGAGAAAGGACUUGAUGGGGUCAGCAAAGAGAGUCAAGUUGAGACGUUUUUGGGUACCACCACCCCCCUAUUUCAAGCCCCCCCACCACCCUUUUCUGUGCCACAUGCAAGUUUUGAAUAAGAGAUGGUCUUUCCAUGUAUGUCAACCCAGGAGAAUAUUUGUUGCCCUUGUAGGGCUCGAACCACAUGACCUAACCACAUCUCGGAGCGAACAGAGAAGGACAUUUGAACGCGUGGCAGAGGAGGGUGAAUCCGAGGACACCCGGAGAGGCGACCUCUCCGGAGCCUCCUGGUGCUGAACGAAAAAAAAAAAAAAAAAAAACAACUUCAAUGGUGCUUGUUCAGAACUCCAAGUAUAUAGAGGUGCUAAGACAAGAAGGUGUAUUUUGAUAUUAAUAAUAUUAAAAGAAUAAACUGUAAUUAUUUUGUACAAUACUGUUAUUUCUGAAUCCGCUUUCAAAACUUGCAUGUGUAUCGAAUUAGAUCCUGGCUCUUUAAUCUCAACGUUGGUUCAAAGAUUCACAGUGUAAGUUCACGGAAUGAUUUCAAAACCAAUAAAUUUCCCACGACGACUGUGUUCCUGUCAUGAAGCAAAUAAAGUGAGCAUUGAAACGAUCCUCCAUUGCCACAUUCAGACGUCGGCUUUUGUAUAUAUAUAUCGACACUCCAAAGCUUUGCUGUUUUCCCGCGUGCACGUAGGUGAACCAUCUGCAGUGUCGCACCAGCAACAUCUCCCACUAAUGUUGUGAUCCAGUGCUCGUAGGAAGCAAUCACGGCGUUCAUUUCUUAAUUUAAUUCUAUUUGUUGUUGUUGUUGACAGGCUUUUUAUUUUGGUUGUAUACCUCAGAUUUUCUUGGUAACCUUUAAAGAUGCAAGGAUGUAAUGCCCUGUAUAUACCUUGGUUAAACAAUUCAGUUUAUAUAUUUUGGGUGGGGAUUUUUUAAAGAGAGAAACUGCUAGACAUCCACUGUUCAGAUCCCUCUGUGAAUGCAUUGAGAAGCCCUGUAGGUGACCCAUUUUUGUAACUAAGAUGUUUUAAUGUGCUUUUUAUAGUUCAAUUAAAUAUUAAAACUGGAUUCCAAACA